AUGUCUAUUCACGGUUCCAGCAUCACCAGCACGUUCGAUCUAGACAAAGCGAUUCCUUCGGGGAUCAAUCAGACUCCACCAAUGGGCGAGUCGUAUGAAAAGGCCAACUCCGGUCCCAUCUUAGCAUCGACUUCGAGUAAGGCUCCAGAUGGUGGUCUGAACGCGUGGCUAGUAGUUUUUGGUGCCUGGUGUACCUCCUUCUGCAGUUUCGGAUGGAACAACAGCAUUGGCACUUUUCAGCAGUACUAUCAAACAGAGCUUCUGCAGCAAUAUUCCCCAGGAACAAUAUCCUGGAUCCCCUCCUUGCAGAUAUUCUUCAUGUUCGCUAUGGGUCCAAUCGUUGGCAGAAUUUACGAUUGUUAUGGGCCACGAUACCUGAUAUUCGUUGGGUCCUUCCUCCAUGUCUUCGGAUUGAUGAUGACGUCCAUCUCUACAGAGUACUAUCAAAUCAUGCUUUCUCAAAGCGUCUGUAGUGCUAUCGGCGUUUCACUUAUAUUCCAGCCAGCUCUCAAUGCCAUCGCCGGCUGGUUCGAUAAGAAACGCGGUAUAGCCUAUGGUAUCCUUUCCACUGGGUCUAGCGUCGGCGGCAUCGUCUUUCCCAUCAUGACUAGUCGCCUCAUUCCGUCCGUGGGUUUUGGAUGGACAUUACGUAUUGCUGCUUUUCUGAUCUUCUUCCUGCUUGUUCUCGCUUGCUUGACUGUCAAGUCUCGAUUUCCACCCAAUCGGCAGGUUGUCACCAGAAAACAACUUGUCGCGCCAUUUCAUGAGCCAGAAUUCCUUGCUCUCAACGCCGGACUGUGUUUAUUCACAUUCGGCAUGUUUAUUCCCAUCAAUUACUUUGUGGUGGAGGCUACUUCCAAUGGGAUGAGCCGAGGUCUAGCACAAUACCUCGUUGCCAUGUUCAACGCUGCUAGGUACGCGCCCCCAAUUUUCAUUCUCUUCCUGCAAGCAUUGGCUGAUGGUGGCUUUGCACACAGUCUCUUUGGUCGUCUCCUCACCGGAUAUCUAGCCGACCGUAUCGGAAAAUACAACGUCUUCACCCUGGCUGCGUUCGCCACCGGAACAAGUACUUUAGCCUUGUGGCUUCCAUCCGGCAGAAACGAUACUGCACAUAUCGCGUAUUAA
Alternaria burnsii is the source of this 1125-nucleotide messenger RNA. RefSeq lists its product as uncharacterized. The coding region runs from base 1 to 1125 and encodes 374 amino acids. The transcript is spliced from 4 exons. Lineage: Eukaryota; Fungi; Ascomycota; Dothideomycetes; Pleosporales; Pleosporaceae. Gene Ontology annotation, biological process: transmembrane transport. The record is from RefSeq and is a predicted model, not a curated record. Gene Ontology annotation, molecular function: transmembrane transporter activity. Gene Ontology annotation, cellular component: fungal-type vacuole membrane.